AUGGGCGGGGAGGAGGAGGAGGUCCUGCGCAUCGCCAAGCGGCUCGACAAGAUGGUCGCCAAGAAGAGCGUGGAAGGGGCAAUGGACUUGCUGAAGGAACUGAAAAGUAUGCAGAUAACACUUCAUUUGCUGCAGUCUACCCGAAUCGGGAUGUCGGUGAAUGCCCUUCGAAAACAAAGCACAGAUGAGGAAGUGAUUGCACUCUCGAAAUCGCUUAUCAAAGCUUGGAAGAAGCUCUUAGAUGCCUCCGAAGAUAAGAGAGAUGCAAAGAAGAAGAAUUCGCUGUCAGCGUCUUCUUCAAAACAGACGGGUGAUUCGCGAGACCAAAGCUCGCUCAAAAGGCAGGAGUCCGUAAAAAGUCCCACCACGCCCAAAAUCACAACUUUCCCCCCCAUGCCCAUCACGUGCGACACAGUCCGGAGCAAAUGCCGAGAAAUGUUAACUUCUGCUCUCCAGACGGACA
Messenger RNA from Protobothrops mucrosquamatus (brown spotted pit viper), 463 nucleotides. RefSeq names its product transcription elongation factor A2 (gene TCEA2). Gene Ontology annotation, cellular component: nucleus. The annotation marks the transcript as partial. NCBI's taxonomy places the organism in Eukaryota, Metazoa, Chordata, Lepidosauria, Squamata, Viperidae. The transcript has 5 exons. The record is from RefSeq and is a predicted model, not a curated record.